Messenger RNA from Notothenia coriiceps (black rockcod), 864 nucleotides. RefSeq names its product olfactory receptor 4K14-like. The record is from RefSeq and is a predicted model, not a curated record. Gene Ontology annotation, biological process: detection of chemical stimulus involved in sensory perception of smell; G protein-coupled receptor signaling pathway. Gene Ontology annotation, cellular component: membrane. The transcript has a single exon. Gene Ontology annotation, molecular function: G protein-coupled receptor activity; olfactory receptor activity; odorant binding. The annotation marks the transcript as partial. NCBI's taxonomy places the organism in Eukaryota, Metazoa, Chordata, Actinopteri, Perciformes, Nototheniidae.
UUUGAUUACCGGGUCAUCAUAGUGCAGAUUCUGGUGGUGGUGUUCCUUUGUAUCAACUUGUUGCUCAUUUUGACCUUUUUUUCAAAGAACCUCUUCUACACAACCAUGCGCUACUUCUUAUUUGCUGUAACACUAUUCUCUGAUAGCUUUAUUUUAAUCAUGUCUGAUGUCCUGCUCAACUUGAGCUACUUUCAGUUCACAAUGAAAAUUGGCCUGUGUAUCAUUCUCUAUAUUCUUCUGUCUCUGUACUCUUUUGUCACACCGAUUACUUUGACAGCAAUGACUCUGGAGCGUUAUGUUGCCAUCUGCAUGCCUCUGCGACACGGAGAACUGUGCUCCACAAGCAGCGCUGUGCACUGCAUCCUCAUCAUUCAUGGCCUCAGCGCUGUUCCCUGUAUUGUGGUUCUCUCCGUCUUCUUUGCAUCAGCCCCCCUUAAUAUGUAUACUCAAGACAAGAUUUGCUCCAUGCAAUUAUUUGUCUUUCUCCGGUGGCAGGAUCACAUUAAAUUAGUGGUAUUUCAGUUUUACUUCUUAAUUAUGUUUGUAACCAUCAUUUUAUCCUACAUUGGUAUAGUGAAGGUGGCCAAAGCUGCAUCAGGAGAGGAUAACAAGUCAACAUGGAGAGGGCUCAUAACGGUCAUUCUUCAUGCUUUCCAGCUGCUUCUCUGUCUCAUCCAGCUGUGGUGCCCGUUUAUAGAAACUGCAAUCCUCCCGGUUAAUUUUAUGUUAUUCAUCAAUAUUAGGUACUUUAAUUACAUAACAUUUACUCUUGCUUCAAGAUGUUUGAGACCUCUCAUUUAUGACCUCAGGGAUGAACACUUUUUCCGUGCAUUGAAAUACAAUACUGACACAAUGCUCAGUUAA